This is a messenger RNA of Penicillium daleae, 1506 nucleotides long. RefSeq names its product TFIIH/NER complex subunit TFB2. Gene Ontology annotation, molecular function: double-stranded DNA binding; ATPase activator activity. The coding region runs from base 1 to 1506 and encodes 501 amino acids. The transcript is spliced from 3 exons. Gene Ontology annotation, cellular component: transcription factor TFIIH core complex; transcription factor TFIIH holo complex. Gene Ontology annotation, biological process: nucleotide-excision repair. NCBI's taxonomy places the organism in Eukaryota, Fungi, Ascomycota, Eurotiomycetes, Eurotiales, Aspergillaceae. The record is from RefSeq and is a predicted model, not a curated record.
AUGACUUCACCGAGCACCUCUCUUUGCACUGAGCUACAGAGACUCCAGGUCUCUCGGGUUACCACCAUGGCGGCAUCUACGUCUCGUCCCCUCGAGUACCUGGAAAGCCUGCCUGGAAUGACCUUCAACAAGCUGUACCAACAGCCAUCCACUGCCCUCGCUAUCUUUCGGCGAAUGCUACCUGAUCUGGCAAAAUGCUUUGUCAUGGCACUUCUUUAUUUGAAGGAUCCUUUACCUACGCAGGAUCUUGAGCUCUGGGUCAAAGCGGAGAGCAAGAAGCAGCGGGAUAAUGCACUCUCCAUCUUGGGCCGGCUUCAUAUUCUAUCAAAGACUCUCACCGCCGACAAUGUCAGCGCUUACAUGGUCACCAAUCCAUUCGCAUCUUCUCUCCGAAAGGCCCUCAUGGGCUCUGAAGAUUCCCAGUCUUUUGGUGUCUUCUCCCAAGUCCCCGGCGAACACCCCGUGUCAAUCACCGACCUGGAUGAAUAUGCCCGACGACAGUGGGAAGGUGUGCUGGGUUACAUGGUUGGAACGAGUGCUCUUAGUGGACAACGGGAUGUAAACCUCAGCAAGGGUGUCAAACAACUGCUUCAAGCUGGUCAUCUUGUCGAGAUUCGCGAUCGCCGAGUGGACAUUACAAAGGAUGGCUUCGGGUUCGUGCUGCAGGACGUCAGCACACAAGUUUGGCAUAUACUAAUCCUCUAUGUCGAGAGCGCUGAGGCUAUCGGUAUGGACAGCGUCGAGGUCCUCUCAUUCUUGUUCCUGCUCAGUAGUUUGGAGCUAGGUCAAUCUUAUGAGAAGAAGUACCUCUCGUCUGUUCAGCUUCGGACCCUUGCCGACCUCACCGACUUUGGCAUCGUUUAUCAAGAAUCGCCCGAAGCAACCCGCUUCUACCCAACACGACUGGCGACUACACUGACUUCCGACUCCAGUGCUCUGGGUAGCACUGUUGGUAGCUCGUUGACUGGGCCCGCAGGCCAGCCCGGCGCCUCGGGUACAGGUUCGGGCUUCAUCGUCAUCGAAACCAACUACCGCGUCUACGCAUACACAUCCUCGCCACUUCAAAUCUCCUUGAUCUCCCUCUUCACAACCCUCAAGUACCGCUUCCCAAAUUUGGUCACCGGCAAAGUCACCCGGCAAUCAGUGCGCCGCGCCAUCGAUAUGGGCAUUACCGCGGACCAGAUCAUUUCAUAUCUACACACUCACGCGCACCCGCAACUACGCAAGCACAAUGCCGGCCAUUCGACCUCCAAUACAGCAGGCGUCCCGCCCUCUGUCCUUCCGCCCACCGUGACAGAUCAGAUUCGACUGUGGCAGUUGGAGCGAGAUCGGCUCCGAGCUACUGCCGGAUUUCUGUUCAAGGACUUCACCACUUUACAGGAAUACCAGGCUCCAUGUCAGUAUGCGGCGGAGAUUGGCGUUCUGGUGUGGAAGUCGGACCGAAAGCGCAUGUUCUUCGUGACUCGGCAUGAGCAAGUUGCCGCAUUCCUCCGAAGCAAGAAAUAA